AUGGUCUAUCGCGGGAAACCAAGCACUGGGUGCCAGAAUUGUCGAAAGAGACACAUCAAGUGCGAUGAAACCCGCCCUCACUGUAGAGCAUGCAUUCGGACGGGCCGGUCCUGUCCCGGUUAUCCACACCCGCUGGACGUGAUGCUGCGGCAGCGUACGGCGUUUGAGCGCAAGAAGCACAGCGGGUCUGGUAGCAAGGCUUCAUCUUCACCGUCUGACGGUCAAGGGUGCCAUGGCGGAAAAGAAGUCUCAGUCUCACCGACGCCUGCGCCGUCGGCCGUGCCCUUCGCCCCGGCGUCUACUUCGGCCGCUGUCUCCCCCAGAUACCCACUUCUGUCCGAGGCUCGAUCAGCCGGUGUCCCAGGCAGUCUUUAUUUUCCGCUGGAGGAUACAGUUACCUCCAUAUUUUUCAAUUCGUAUCUCUAUCUGCCAAAGGACCCCUUAAUCAGGGACGGGUUCAUGGAGCUGCUGCCUGAGUCCUACUCUAACACCCCGCCGGGGUCCCAUUUGCAUCUCAGUACUUUGGCGGUCUCUUUCUUUUCCGUUGCUGCUUGGUCAGGAAAUCCUGCUUUGCUUCGCUCAGCGGAACAGUUCUUCGUGAGAGCGAUAUCUAAAACGAGGAUCGCCCUGCAGGGAGACGUCGACGAUCAUCUAGAUGAGAUCCUCAUGACGGUUCUCGUGCUUUCUACAUAUGAGAUCAAAACCUCCAUGUUGUCCCAUCCGCCGUUGGUCCAAACCCCAAACGUGUGGCCGCUCUCGCCACUCGUGCCCCAAUCCCCCUCAUCCCAGCUCACAUCAGUCACAUCGGAGCUUGUGAACCUCCGAGGGGCGUACAAUCUCGCAACGGCAAACCCGGCCACAUACGACGUGGCGGAAAUCAGCGACAUCUACACCAGGGCGGUCACCCUCAACCGCCACCUCUCCGCAUGGGAGCACAUGCUUCCCGAGUAUUGGAAGCCGCUCCCCGCUUCUAUCAUCCCAGAGUCCGUGCGUGCAGCUGGGAUCUACCGUAGCCGAUGCGACUGCUACGCCGAUCAGUGGAUUGCAUCGACGUGGAACUUUUACCGCGAGUCGCGCGUCGUCGUCCAGAACAUCAUGCUGAAUUGUCUGCGUCGACUCCCUCCAGAUACUGAUACUUUAGAGAAAAUACAGUCGACUACGGCUCAGAUCCAGGUCGUGGCGACAGACAUCUGCGGUACGGUGCCGUACUUUCUCGGCAGCCAGACGGAGUCGCUCCAGCUGAGCCCGUCCGGCAUCCAGUACCCGGAGGCUGAGACGCGGCGGAUUACCCAAGCCCAUAAGCAGGCCGCGCCGCUCCUGGGCGGCUGGCAUGUCCUGUUUCAUCUGACGAACCUCUGCUCGCCGGAGUUGUGUCUCCCCGAGGACCAGCUGGCCUGGAUCGGCGAGCAGAUCCGGCGCGUUUAUCGCAUAUACAAUCUGGAUCCCACCGCACCGCCAGACACCGUCCAACCCGCUCCCUCCACACCGCAACAGCCCACCCCGAACCCACCACAAUCCACGACCCAACCGCCCCAAGAACCCAACUACUCCCGCCCGACAGACCUAGAAUUCAAGCUCCUCAACCCGCAAUCCAAAUACAAGCUCUUCUUCGGCGGGCUUGCCUUCCUCACCUUCUCGCUGUGGUCGACACGGCGCGCACUGAACAGACGCUUCCGCGCCUCCAUCCCGCCGUACUACACCAGCUCCGUGUACCACCGGCCGGACGUGAGCGGCGGCGCGGAGGCGUUCGAGGCGCUCAACCUGGCGACGCUGAAUGUGCUUUCGUUCGGGAUGAUGGGCACGGGCGCGGCGCUGUGGGCGUUCGAUAUCGACAGCGUGGACGAUAUGCGGCGGUAUGUGCGGCGCGGGUUUGAGAGCGACGGCGGCCAGGUGUCCGGGGCGGAUGAGCAGCUCGAGCAGGAGAUUGAGCAGUGGGUGGGCAGUGUGCUUGGGAAGAAGUUUGAGGAUCAGUUGAAGAAGGAGAAGGAGGGGACUGCGGAUGGUCGGGAGAAGUAG
Messenger RNA from Aspergillus terreus NIH2624, 2016 nucleotides. RefSeq lists its product as uncharacterized. Lineage: Eukaryota; Fungi; Ascomycota; Eurotiomycetes; Eurotiales; Aspergillaceae. The record is from RefSeq and is a predicted model, not a curated record. The coding region runs from base 1 to 2016 and encodes 671 amino acids. Gene Ontology annotation, biological process: regulation of DNA-templated transcription. The transcript is spliced from 4 exons. Gene Ontology annotation, molecular function: zinc ion binding; DNA-binding transcription factor activity, RNA polymerase II-specific.